AGUGUCGCCCGCCCGGGCCCGGGUGUAGCCAGACCGCCUGUUUACUCUGUCAUCCGGCUUAAAACCCGGCCAAGGGGCCGGAUGGCCUCGACACGCCGCGUAACUGGGGCUUUGGCUGCUCGGGCUCACACCGAAUAGCCGCUCACAGGCUUGGAGUGUGAUGUUUUGCUUGCUCGCUGUUGGAGCUGUCCUCCCUACCCACCCAGUGGAGAACCGAUUAUUCCUUUUCCUCCCUGGUCACGGUAAAAAUCACAAAGAUGCUGCCUCGGUCAGGGCCACACACCCCAUCCCUGCAGCCUGUGGCAUUUAUUACUUUGAAGUGAAGAUCGUCAGUAAAGGUAGAGAUGGGUACAUGGGAAUAGGACUUUCUGCUCAAGGGGUCAACAUGAACAGGCUUCCUGGAUGGGAUAAACAUUCUUAUGGGUACCAUGGUGACGAUGGGCACUCCUUCUGUUCCUCGGGGACGGGGCAGCCCUACGGCCCCACGUUCACCACUGGAGACGUGAUCGGCUGCUGUGUCAACCUCAUCAACAAUACCUGCUUCUACACGAAAAAUGGCCACAGUUUAGGUAUAGCCUUUACAGACCUCCCUUCAAAUCUCUACCCCACAGUGGGUCUCCAGACUCCAGGAGAGAUCGUGGAUGCCAACUUUGGGCAGCAGCCCUUUGUGUUCGACAUCGAGGACUACAUGAGGGAGUGGCGGGCGAAGAUCCAGAGCACCAUUAAGCGAUUUCCCAUAGGAGACAGGCUGGGCGAGUGGCAAGCCAUGCUGCAGAAUAUGGUUUCAUCAUAUUUGGUUCAUCAUGGGUACUGUUCCACAGCAACUGCCUUUGCCAGAGUCACAGACACCACAAUCCAGGAAGAACAGACCUCAAUAAAGAAUAGACAAAGAAUACAGAAGCUAGUAUUAGCAGGCAGAGUGGGAGAGGCUAUAGAAGCCACCCAGCAACUCUAUCCUGGCCUCCUAGAACAUAACCCCAACCUGCUCUUCAUGUUAAAGUGUCGGCAGUUCGUGGAGAUGGUGAACGGCACGGACAGCGAGGUGCGUUGUUUCAGCGCCCGCAGCCCCCGAUCCCAGGACAGUUACCCCGGGUCCCCCAGCCUCAGUCCGAGACACGGAUCGAGCAACUCCCACAUUCACAGUACCGGAGCAGAUAGUCCAACCUGUAGCAAUGGAGUCAUGUCCACAAAAAGCAAACAGAGUCACAGUAAAUACCCAGCACUGAGUUCAUCAUCUUCAUCUUCCUCCUCCUCUUCCCCCUCAUCUGUGAACUACUCUGAGUCCAAUUCUACAGAUUCUACCAAAUCUCAGCAGCACAGUAGUACGAGUAAUCAAGAAACCAGUGACAGCGAGAUGGAAAUGGAGGCUGAGCAUUAUCCCAACGGAGUCCUGGAAAAUUCAUCCACCAGGAUAAUGAAUGGCACCUACAAACAUGAAGAGAUCCUGCAGACGGAUGAGUCCAGCAUGGACAGCUGUCCCCAGAGGCAGCUCUGUGGAGGGAACCACGCUGCCACCGAGAGAAUGAUCCAGUUUGGGCGGGAGCUGCAGAUCCUGAGCGAGCAGCUUUGCAGAGAAUAUGGGAAGAACACCGUGCACAAAAAGAUGCUUCAGGACGCCUUUAGCUUGUUAGCUUACUCAGACCCUUGGAACUGCCCCGUUGGCCAACAGCUGGACCCGAUCCAGAGGGAACCUGUGUGUGCUGCUCUCAAUAGUGCUAUAUUGGAAUCUCAGAACCUGCCAAAGCAGCCCCCGCUGAUGCUUGCCCUGGGCCAGGCCUCGGAGUGUUUGCGGCUCAUGGCUCGUGUGGGCUUGGGCUCCUGCUCCUUUGCCAGAGUAGACGACUAUUUGCACUAACACAGAGCAAGAUGGAGUUGACAUCGUUGAGUGCUGCCCUUCACCCUCCGUUGCUGCCACUCUGCACCACCACCUCGUUCGAUAGCCUGACCUCCCUGCCACCAACACCCCCUCUAGCACACACAAACACUGCCUGUGAAAGGACUGAGUGAGUCCCCUCACUGUGUGGCUAUUCCUGACCCCAGGAACGACUGGCAGAUCUCACCUGUCUCCCUGCCAUUGCUGCGGCUCCAGCAGCACUCAGUAUUUCGCUGGUUAUUCUAAUGUAGCGCCUUCUGAUGUAGGGAUUUCUCUUUGUUUUGAUUUGAGUUGUUUCUCAUGGUUCCACCGAUAUUUUAUCUGGAGAGUUUUGCUGAGCUGGUUUAUGCUGAUUUACUGAGGAAGCUGAUCAAGCUGGUGACAGCUUGUUCUUUUCUUCCCUUCUCCCUCCAUCGUGCACAUAUAGCAUCAUCUUCUGUGCUAGUUAUCUGAACUCUUCUCACAGUGGCAGUUCAGAGGGAUUUUUUUUUUUAUUUUAUUUUAUUUGAAUCAUGUUUAUUAAAAAGGUCUCUUCCACCUCCACAAAGUCAUUGAUGUAUUUAUUGCCCACAGACUCGGUCCCAGACAUACACAUCCUACAACCCCGCAGGAGACCUGGUGAGGUAGGUCCUGUCACGCACUAAUGGUGGGAGUUGGAGGAGCCAGGUCCUUCAUGGUGCCUCUCCUAAGAGCCCAAGGCUCUCGAAUUUGGCUUUGUGAGUGGGAAGAGUAAAAGACUUGAUGUUGCCUUGUGUUAGUGGUUGUGCUGUAGAAGUGUCUCACAACCCUGAGAAAUAGUUAAAUCCAGCUCUCCUGGCAGCUGGAGGGACAGGACUGGUGAAUAUGAAGUCAUCUGCCACUGCAUGUGUAGAAGCAGGUUGUGUGAGCCUGCCAGAAACAUCCAUGGGUGCUGCCCUGUUGGGCUGACAGUUUUUUGUUAAAUUAACAAAUCCUCCUUUUUCUCCAUGUAGGAGGGCUCUGGCACUAAGACUCAGUAAUAACAGUAUUUCCUGCCCCCACGUCCCCAUAACACUGAUCUAAAUGAGCAUUUCUGAAUUUUGGAAGUGUCUUGAGAAGCCUGGCUGGGCUGUGCUCACCCUCUCAGGUGGGACAUGCUGACAUCAGCUUGUGGGUUGGGGUCAGUACCAGCUUUGCCAGGCCUGAGCCAUUCAGGAGAGAGCAGCAAUGUUUCUUUAAGGAUUAGUAAGAUAAUUACUGAAGUUUCAGGCCCAAAGGAGACCAACAAAGAUCUGUGGGUGAGUAACCUCCAAGUAAGAUGGACUGACGUGUCUGUGCUGUGGUAUCAGGCCCAGGGACUCGAGUGAUACCAAGUGUUUAAAGCACCUGUUUGUGUUUCUGAGUGUGUACUGUUACCUGGUGAAGCUGUGGGCAGCACCACCAUGUGCUUUGCAUCCUCUGCUGUACCAUUAAGAGAUGGCAGGUUCAGCCUGGCUGCGUGACAGGAGUUGCAGUUCUGCACCAAAUGAAUUUUAGGUCAGUAGCUCUGGGUAGGACCCAGGGGAGCUCAAACUGAACAUGACUUUUACUGCUGUUCCACCAAUUUAUUUUUUUUUUGAAGGUUCAGUGAAAGAUGAACAGGUUGGGAUGAGGUUUGCCCUUAAAAUGGAGGUUAGCCUGUGCCAGGAAUUGAAGCAGCAAGAGAGCUUGUGUGCCACUGAGAAGGGAAAGUGGUGUGUGACCUCUGAGCUAGGCUGGAUUUGUAGCUGGCACAUGGGGUCUGAAAUUCAGGCAGAGCAGGGGUCGGGUGUGUCCUGGACUGCAGAAGAUGACUGUGGCAGGGAAUGUGCAGAUGGUGUUGGAGGUGGUUGGGAAUGCUAUCCCUACCUUUUGGUGAAGGUGUACAGUGUGUAGAGGCAGUGCUAGAGCUGUGGUGGCCUAAGAAAACAGUCAGCUGGAGGUUUGGAGAUGGAGAUAUUUCUAUCAGAUUAACUCGUGUAGCUGAAAAAAGCAGAGGGAGCUCUGCCUACCACAGGCUUUUUCUAGGGAGACAGAGGCAGAGGUCUGCACUAAACAGAAGGAAUUUAACUUGGAAAUCUGGGGUUUGUCAAUUCUGGGAGACACCUGAUGUGCCUGAAAGCUCAUCUGUUGAUGUUCAGCUCUGCUCAUUGGCCUGCAGAUGGAUAUUGCCCCAGCCUGCAGUCCUUGCCUUGCUGCAAGUGCAGAGAUAACUCGAUGGACGGGUUUCCUCUCUGAAGCCUCUGAUCCCAAAUGUGCCAGGGCUGCCUGUCCCAGCCCACUGGGCCCCAGAGCCUGAGGCAGCUUGUGAACUUGGCCUGGUGAGAUUCUCCUGCAGGGUCUUCAUUCCUUAGACCCAGCCUUAGGGCACACUGCUGGGCUGAUUGUGGGUGCUGAGGUUGGAAAAACUCAGUACCUGGCUUUGCCUUUCACGUUUGGCAACAUCCUCUGCUGUUGGUCCCUGUUUAGCUUGCAGCAGUCUGGCUGCAAUCAGACUUCUCAUCUUUGUAGCAACACUAUCUCUUUCUGAGGUUUUUGGGUUCCUUCUCUUUGUGGUUUCUUUAAGCCAAGACUUUUCAUCUUGUGUCAUAGUAAUGCCCCACUUGGUUUCCCAGCAAAGCUGUGCUGACUGUCCUAGAGCAUCUUUUUUUAUUUUGGUUUCCCUUUCACUGUUAAAAAGAAAAAGCCCCAAAACAAGAGAUGUUCCUAGAUAUCUGGUUAUUCUG
Molecule: messenger RNA, 4575 nt
Organism: Corapipo altera (White-ruffed manakin)
Lineage: Eukaryota; Metazoa; Chordata; Aves; Passeriformes; Pipridae
Gene: RANBP10
Product: RAN binding protein 10
Exons: 14
Coding region: 161-1855 (564 amino acids)
Biological process (GO): cell surface receptor signaling pathway; cytoskeleton organization
Cellular component (GO): cytoplasm
Molecular function (GO): protein binding
Source: RefSeq, a predicted model, not a curated record